This is a messenger RNA of Astyanax mexicanus (Mexican tetra), 1762 nucleotides long. RefSeq names its product beta 3-glucosyltransferase b (gene b3glctb). Gene Ontology annotation, molecular function: acetylglucosaminyltransferase activity. The coding region runs from base 189 to 1688 and encodes 499 amino acids. Lineage: Eukaryota; Metazoa; Chordata; Actinopteri; Characiformes; Acestrorhamphidae. The transcript is spliced from 15 exons. The record is from RefSeq and is a predicted model, not a curated record. Gene Ontology annotation, cellular component: membrane.
GGUUCACCGCCAGAGGCCGCUGUUUCUCCGCAGGCCCCUCCGCAUCAUGGUCGCCCCCGUGCUGUUUAUUCCACACAGCGCGUCUGUUUACUGUGGAGGAGCGGCGGCUCUCACUCUGAUAAUAGCCGAAUUUAUGACUCCAUAACCCGGCCGAUACACUGCCUCGGUACCGCAGAGACAGGAGUGCUAUGUGUAGUCGCGGGGGGUGCAGUGUGAGGCUGCUGCUGCCCUGGUUUCUGCUCUGCUGUGUUCCUCUCCACAGCUCCACCCAUCAUGUGGCAGGAGCAGCAGGUGAAGCUCAAAGAACAGUGGACACAGACGUGUCUGUAAACCAGUUAAUCGCUCUCAGAGAGGUUGUAUUUGUGAUUCAGAGCCAGAAGAACUCUUACCACACCCUGAGGGCAGAACAAAGGAGAGCACAUCUUUUCCAUCAGGCACAGCUUCUCAAACAGGGCUUGCCAGAUGUCGUGUUCCUGCACGAGCUGUCAGAAUACGGUGGGAACUGGGGGAUUCUUCCAGCGCUGCCUCUUCUGGCUGAAGGCUACUGUUGGAGUUCUUCGUGGAUCUUCUUCUUGGAGGAAGAGACUAUUGUGGAUUUGGACAGACUGCUGCAGGUUCUCAGCAGGUUCACCUCAGGGAGGGAGUGGUUUCUGGGAAGAGCCCUGUAUGAUAAAGAAGCGACAAUCAUCCACCACUACGCUUUCUCAGAAGAGCCGUCUGCUUUCAGCUACCCUGACUUUACUGCUGGCUGGGCCCUCAGCUGCCCUCUGGUUAAGAGGCUUGCGGACUAUGUGAAGUAUGAGCCGCCCAAGUCAGAUUUCACCAUUGACCUUAAACACGAGAUUGCUCUGUACAUUUGGGAAGAAGGAAGAGGUCCAGCAUUGAUUAAUGUCUGCGAGUUUUGCUCAGAACUGCACGGCUCUCCCAACACCAACCACUGCGCUUCCGCUGUCAACACCUACAUCCCCAGCUGUGGGAACCCAGUGAAGAAAGAAGAGCUGUUUGUUGCAGUGAAGACCUGUCAGAAAUUCCACAGGGAUAGAGUGCCAGUUGUGAAGAAGACAUGGGCGAAGGACGCAGCGCUGCUGGAGUAUUACAGUGAUGCUGCAGACCCAGCUAUCCCCACUGUUGACCUGAGAGUGCCCAACACUGAGAGGGGGCACUGCGCGAAGACGUUCUCCAUCCUGAGGAGGUUUGCUAGCGGAGGAGUGACUCGAGCGCCGUGGCUGCUCAUAGUGGAUGACGACACGUUGAUCAGCUUACCCCGACUGAGAAAGCUCCUGCGCUGCUACAACCCCGGAGAGCCUGUCUGUGUCGGCGAGCGCUACGGCUACGGCCUCAGCCAGGGAGGCUACAGCUACGUCACCGGCGGAGGAGGUAUGGUGUUCAGCAGAGAGGCAGUGCAGAGGAUGCUCUCCAGCGGCUGUGGCUGUUAUAGUCCAGAUGCUCCAGAUGACAUGGUGCUGGGGAUGUGCCUGAAUACCUUAGGAAUCCCAGUCACGCACAGCCCGCAGUUUCACCAGGCCCGUCCAGAUGAUUACUCCAAACAACUGCUGCUUCGCCAGAGUCCUGUCUCCUUCCACAAGCACUGGAACAUUAACCCUGUGGCUGUGUAUCAGCGGUGGUUGAUGGACACUGAGGAGCCAUUUCAGCAGCUCUUUGGAAGAAAGCACAGACAGGAGCUCUAGGUUGGCUUGUAUUAUUCUGUUGAGAAUGUGCAUUCGUGAAAUUUGAACAAUAAAGGUUUGUAUUUUCAGCUAAA